UUGAUCCAAAAUCUGAGGCAUAUAUCAAUUACUUCAAUUGCCUUCGGUUUACCCAAAUGAACAGAAAGGGAAAAUCGAAAUGGCCUACUACGCUCCCUGUAGCUGCGCUGCUGCUCUAUCCGCGUCACCUACCCACGAAUCACAUCUAGCAUUUCAGCCUCUAAACCCCAGACCUAAACUUGCUCCCAAACGAAUCCCGCCAAGCGCUUCCACUUUCAAGUUGAGGUUCAAUGGUACUGUGAAAUUUGAAAGAAGGCUAAGGUUAUUUUGUUCUAAUCCGUCUAGUGGAGAUUCCAUCACAGAAAAAUCGGGUGAUACUGCCCAAGGCCCCCCAUUCCCCACCAUUUUAGCAGGAUUUCUAGUUUUUUUUCUCAUUUGUUGGAUGCUUGGAUCCAUUAUAAUGUGGUUGAUUGGUGUAAUAGUUAAGUUUCCUCCAAAAUAGAGGCGGCUUGUUUGCUAUCUUUUCAAUGUAAAACAAAUGAAUGCAAACAGGUGUGUUUAAUUUUGAGGCCGUAAAUUAAUGCAAAUGCAUUAUAAACUCUGGUCUGGCUUCA
Theobroma cacao (cacao) is the source of this 554-nucleotide messenger RNA. RefSeq lists its product as uncharacterized. The record is from RefSeq and is a predicted model, not a curated record. Lineage: Eukaryota; Viridiplantae; Streptophyta; Magnoliopsida; Malvales; Malvaceae.